AUGGCAAUUAAGUUGGCAACUCUUCUGGCCAUUGGCCUGGCUCUGUUGGCCCUCAGCGAAGCCCGUCAUGUUCCUGGACACCGGCGCCAGCACUUUGGACAGCGUGCCCUCAUCGCCAAGCCCCAUGCCGGUCCCCAGGGACGCGUCUUCCCCGGAGCGGUGGCCAUCAAGAAGCUGGUCCUGCUGAAGUUCAAGAAGAUCGUACCCAUCUCCCUGAUCCUGCUGAAGUCGAGCAACGAGAACGAGGCCGAGCUGGUGCCCGUCUAUCCCACCGAUCAGAUUCCCGAGAAUGUCCAGUUUAUUCCCACGCCCAACGGCAUCUCUGGCCACAAGGACGUCCAGGCCAUUGCCAUUCCCAGCGAGCUCCAUGACCAGCUCCAGAUCAACGGUCUGUCCAACCUGGAGAACAUCGAGGCCCUACUCCAGAGCAGCUCCAUUUCCUCGGCCGACCACGAGGGCGAUGCUCCCGUUGGCAACAGUAUUGCCGUGGCCCAGCCCGAGGAUCUGGUCCUGGACCAGCCCGAGAACGAUGAGGAUCAGCUGCUGGAGGGCGUUGCCUCCGCCAGCCCAGUGGCAGCAUCAACUCCGGUCGCCGCCCCAGCCCUGCGUCGUCUCUCCGCCGACGAGCUGCUCCGCUCCGGAGUGCGAAACUCCGCCCAGCAGCAGCAGACCAGCGUGGAGGAGAUCCCCCUGCUGCUGUACUCCGCCAACGAUGGCUCCGUGUCGGUGUCCGGCUCCGGCUCGGGUAUCUCCGGCCGUCGCUUUGUGGCCGCCACCCCGGCCCUGCGUCGUCGCCAACAGCAGUACUUCAACUGA
Drosophila kikkawai is the source of this 816-nucleotide messenger RNA. RefSeq lists its product as uncharacterized. NCBI's taxonomy places the organism in Eukaryota, Metazoa, Arthropoda, Insecta, Diptera, Drosophilidae. The record is from RefSeq and is a predicted model, not a curated record.